AUGGAACCAUUCCGUGUGCGUCUCAACUAUAUCGAUCACUACCAGGCAACCGCGUCGGAGUUGGAUCCUCCACUACCUUUUCGUUAUGAGGUCUCGGAAAAACAUUUCAGGCCCAAGGUGCCUGUAAUUCGAAUAUUUGGAGCCACCGAGACAGGCCAGAGAGUUUGCGUACAUGUUCACGGCGCAUUUCCAUACCUCUACAUCGAAUAUAAUGGGUCCUUGGCUCCAGAAGAUGUAAACUCUGCAAUCCGAACUCUUCAUCUAUCAAUUGAUCACGCUCUUGCGGUCAGCUUUCGCCGAAAUGCAUAUGAUCGAAGGACAGCGUUUGUGGCGCACAUUACCUUGGUGAAAGGAGUUCCGUUCUACGGAUACCACGUGGGAUGGCGGUUCUUUUUCAAGAUUUACCUUUUGAGCCCCUUCCACAUAACUCGCCUGGUCGAUCUUCUGCACCAGGGAGCUGUAAUGAAACGUCCGCUUCAACCUUACGAGGCACAUGUGCAAUACAUCCCGCAAUGGAUGUAUGACUACAAUUUGUACGGAUGUGCAACCAUGAGCUGCAGUCAAGUCAAGUUCAGAGCACCAGUACCUGAGUAUCUCGAGCUAAGCAAUCUAGCCCACCGCUGGCACGAUCGCUCAAUCCUACCGGAGAGCAUACUUGAUCACCCUGCAUUACAGAAACAGAGCAAUUGCGCGCUGGAGGUUGAUGUCUGUGUUCAAGAUAUCCUCAACCGUCUUGAUGUAAAGGAACGACCUUUACACCAGGAUUUCACCGAGCUUUUGAAACCUGUUGCGGUUAACGAGCGGCUCGUCCCUAGCAUGGCUGGACUGUGGCAGGAUGAAACUCGCAGACGCAAGAAGAAGAUGGGCAUCACUGAUUUUGGAAGCACUCCUUAUGGACCCGAGGAAUUGGUUUCAAUGUCUGCGGAUCCAAGAAAUCAGUCGAGGGGUGGUUGGGUACACGAGGAAGAAUUUAGAGAGAUGGCAUCUCAGCUUGCCGCUAAUGAGAAGCACGAAGAUCAUAACAAAGAAACAACAUUUGGGACAUUCUUGGAUCACGAUGAUCAUGCCAAAAUCGUCAAGACUGCGUUGGAUAGUGUCGAGGACUUCUUUCCUGACAAAAUCAAUACUUUGACUUUUGAUAGCAGCCGUUCCCAGGAAUCAGCCCAGAAUCAAUUACCGGAAAUCUCGGUUGAUGAGGGUCUCGCUUUGUCAUCUCAAGCUGGACAGUAUUACUCGGACUCUGAUCAAGCAGGGGACUCAUCGGGAGGGGGAACCGAACAAGAGCCUGAAUCAAAACAAAACUCGCUGGGGGACAGCUUUUAUGAUGAGGUCUUUGACGAAAUGCCCUUUCCAGAUGUGGCUGCACUUAUGGAGCCUGCGGAAACCAAUAACCCUACAUCCACUACGCAUGGUGUCUGCAAUGAACGACAUUCUGCAGGCCUAGAAACAAGGCCCGGAGACCAGAGUCAGGGCAAAACUGUAGCCUCUAAAAGACAACACUUCGAAACUCUCGAUUCCCAGUAUUCGCCUACUAAAAGACCUAGACAAAUGGCCAAACAUGGCUUGUCUGACGGACAAUUGGAAUCACCUAACUCACUGAAGUAUCAGCAAAAUGACAAACAAAAAAGUGUCUCUUUUGACAGCAAAUUGGAUGCGCACGCAGAAACCCCAUCAUCGGAGCCAAAAUCAUCUUCCUCACAGAGGACAGUCCGUCCAAAGGCGCAUAGUUACACCAGAGGUUUGAAAUUCCCGGUAGUCAAGGACCCCAAUGAUCCUCUGACCAUUUUGCGCUACAGCCAAGAUGAGGCAAACCCCUCAAGAAAGGACUCCGAGUCAUCUCAGCCCUUUCUGAGUUCCUUCUCUUCUGGAGGUGCCACGGAAUUGCCAGGCAAAACUAGUGAAAUCCAGAGUUUCUCAGAGCUACGGUCAUCUGCAACAGUAAUGGGCCCAGCCUCUCUUGAUUCAUAUCUCGCCGAGACCAUGAAAAACAUUCAUCAGUCAUUCAAUUUUACACCAAACACAUCAUUACGUUGCUUCAGAUUUGCCAGCCCAACCUCCAGCGAAGUUAGUUCGACAAUCAACAAAUAUGGUCGUCCUUCCGUUGUAUACCAGAAAGCAUUCUACAGUGAUGAAACGGAUGUGCCUGAGCGACCAAGAGAAUAUGGCGGCAGAGAAUUUCGGCUUGAGAGCAACACCAUCCACUAUCUACCCGAAUUUGACCCAAACCCAGAGGUAUCUGCAAUGCUUGGUGAGCAGAUACCAACAACAUACGACCGAGAUCAGCAAGAAAUUGUUGAUCAGAAACUCCGGGAAGGCUGCACUGCCAGGGUCUGGGAGUUUGCACCUGUUCCUCCAAGCCGGUCGGAAGUAAUACGGUGGUUUGAAGACUUAGAAGCCUCGCAAGUGUCUGACCAAAAAGCCGCCCCUAUCAUGCCCGCUAAAAAAAAAUCCGAUCUUCUCUCGCAGAUCGAGGGCCCCACACAGAAGAACGCACAUGGCUUCAAAUACUCACAGCAUGGAGUGUCCACUAGCGUUGAACACCAAGCUCAGCACAUGAGCACAAUGAGUUUAGAAGUGCAUGUGAACACGCGCGGAAUUCUUCUACCCAACCCGGAAGAGGAUGAGAUCACUUCCUUGUUCUGGUGCAUUCAAUCCGAAGAUGAGGAUGUUGAGGUCAACAGUCAUCUUCCCGGAGUCCAUGUUGGGAUGGUUUAUCAUGGCGAAGGCGAGAGGCCGGAAGCCAAAAUUUCCAAGGCGUUAACAAUUGACGUCGAAUGUGAGCCUACGGAAUUGGACCUGAUCAACCGACUCAUAGACCUUGUCCGGUACUACGAUCCGGACAUCAUCACGGGUUACGAGGUUCAUAACGCGUCCUGGGGAUAUGUGAUUGAGCGUGCGCGCAAGAAGUACGACUUUGACAUCUGCGAGGAGCUCUCAAGGACUAAAUCCCAAUCUAAUGGACGAUUUGGGAAAGAGGCAGAUUCUUGGGGGUUCAAUAACUCAUCGUCCAUUCGUAUCACCGGGCGACACAUGUUCAACAUCUGGCGCGCUAUGAAGGGCGAGCUGAACCUGCUACAGUACACUAUGGAGAACGUCGUCUUUCAUAUCUUACAUCGCCGAAUCCCUCACUAUUCCCCCAGAGAUCUGACACAAUGGUACCAAAGCGGCAAGCCACGCAAUCUCCUCAAAGUUGUGGAAUAUUUCACUUCUCGUGUUCAGCUUAAUCUGGAAAUUCUCGAGGCCAGCGAACUAACACCGAGGACAAGUGAGCAGGCCAGAUUGCUGGGCAUUGAUUUCGCCUCCGUGAUCUCUCGGGGAUCCCAGUUCAAAGUUGAGUCUCUGAUGUUCCGAAUUGCGAAGCCAGAGAACUUCCUGCUCGUCUCGCCAAGCAGAAAGCAGGUCGGACAGCAGAACGCAUUAGAAUGCUUGCCCCUGGUCCUGGAACCGCAAAGUGACUUCUACACUAGCCCACUUCUGGUGCUCGAUUUCCAGUCACUGUACCCAAGUGUCAUGAUCGCUUACAACUACUGCUACUCGACCUUCCUGGGUAGAGCAAUGCACUGGCGUGGGCGAGAUAAAAUGGGGUUCAUGGAUUACAAGCGACAGCCUAGGCUACUCGAGUUACUAAAAGACAAGAUCAACAUCUCACCAAAUGGUAUGAUGUACGCGAAGCAGGAAGCGCGUCAGUCGCUGUUAGCCAAGAUGCUUUCUGAGAUACUAGAAACCCGCGUGAUGGUCAAGAACGGCAUGAAAGCCGACAAAGACGACAAGGUCUUGCAACGGCUUCUGAACAACAGACAGCUAGCGCUUAAGUUGAUUGCAAACGUCACAUACGGCUACACAUCCGCCUCAUUCUCGGGCCGAAUGCCAUGUGCCGAGAUCGCAGACAGCAUCGUCCAGACUGGACGAGAAACCCUCGAAAAGGCCAUCGCCUUCAUCCACUCAAUCGAACGCUGGGGCGCCGAAGUCGUCUACGGCGACACCGACAGUCUAUUCGUCCAUCUAAAAGGCCGCACUCGGGACCAAGCCUUCGACAUCGGCGAAGAAAUCGCCCAAGCAGUAACCGACCUGAACCCCCGACCGAUCAAACUAAAAUUCGAAAAAGUCUACCACCCCUGCAUCCUGCUCGCCAAGAAACGCUACGUAGGCUUCAAAUACGAGCACCGUAACCAACAAGAGCCCGAGUUCGACGCAAAGGGCAUCGAAACCGUCCGUCGAGACGGCACACCCGCCGAACAAAAAAUCGAAGAAAAAGCCCUCAAAAUCCUCUUCCGCACCGCAGACCUGUCCCAAGUGAAAUCCUACUUCCAGCGCCAAUGCGCAAAGAUCAUGCAAGGCCGCAUCUCCAUCCAAGAUUUCUGCUUCGCUCGCGAAGUCCGGCUGGGUACGUACUCCGAGCGCAGCCUACCCGCCGGCGCCAUGAUAAGCACCAAACGCAUGAUGGAAGAUCCGCGCUCGGAGCCGCAGACCGGCGAGCGCGUGCCGUACGUUGUUGUCACCGGCGCGCCUGGGUCAAGACUUAUUGAUCGGUGCGUUGCGCCGCAGACGCUUCUGCAUGACGCGCAGCUUGAGAUUGAUGCGGAGUAUUACAUUACAAAGAAUAUUAUUCCACCGCUGGAGAGGAUUUUUAAUCUUGUUGGUGCGAAUGUGCGUCAGUGGUAUGAUGAGAUGCCGAGGGUGCAGCGGAUUCGGCGGGUUGAGGGGUCAGCGCUUGCGAGGCCGAAUUCUCGUGCUGGUGUGGCUCCCAGGAAGACUCUUGAGUCGUAUAUGCGCUCAUCGUCGUGUGUUGUUUGUCGGGCGAAAUUGUCCGAUGCUGCUGUGCCUGUGUGUGGGGAUUGUCUGCAGAAGCCACAUAUUACAUUGCUUGAUGUUGUUUCGCGGCUGCAGAGGGCGGAGAAGAGAGUCGUUGAUUUGGAAGCUAUCUGUCGCUCUUGUAUGGGUGUUUCUCCCGGUGACGAGGUUAGCUGUGAUAGUUUGGAUUGCCCUGUCUUCUACUCACGGACCAGGGACGCUGCUAAUUGGGGACACUCCAGGGCUGUGUUGGAGCCCGUGGUUGAACUACUGGAACGGAAGGGGGAUGAUGGAUUGGAUUGGUAG
This is a messenger RNA of Penicillium digitatum Pd1, 5097 nucleotides long. RefSeq names its product DNA-directed DNA polymerase zeta catalytic subunit REV3. Gene Ontology annotation, biological process: double-strand break repair via homologous recombination; error-prone translesion synthesis. The record is from RefSeq and is a predicted model, not a curated record. Gene Ontology annotation, cellular component: zeta DNA polymerase complex; nucleus. NCBI's taxonomy places the organism in Eukaryota, Fungi, Ascomycota, Eurotiomycetes, Eurotiales, Aspergillaceae. Gene Ontology annotation, molecular function: DNA-directed DNA polymerase activity; DNA binding; nucleotide binding.